Messenger RNA from Chlamydomonas reinhardtii, 3228 nucleotides. RefSeq lists its product as uncharacterized. The record is from RefSeq and is a predicted model, not a curated record. Lineage: Eukaryota; Viridiplantae; Chlorophyta; Chlorophyceae; Chlamydomonadales; Chlamydomonadaceae. Bases 182 to 2047 code for a protein of 621 amino acids. The transcript has 2 exons.
GCCUUCUGGCGACACUUGCCAACCUGUGAAGCCUUCCCGAGUUCCGAAGGAAGCGGGCUUUCGCACCUGAUAACCCUCUUGCAAGGCUAAUGAGAUGGAGUCCGUAGAAUUUGAUGUAGAUGGAGUCAGACUUAUUGCAUUGCGCGAGAGCCUGUGCGUUGCUGGCUCAGCGCUUCAUGCCAUGGUGGAACGUUGCGACAUUCGAGCGCCAAUCGUGCUGCCUGGCUUCCGUCCUGAGGUUGUCGCCAUCUUGCUAAACUGGCUGGCAGUUAACCGGCUAACAAGGCGUCCGGAGGGCGCCAGCUCGGCCAGCCCAUGUCGGCAUGCUCGCGGCCCUGCUUCUCCCUGCGAAGGCCUUGCUGAGCAGGAACCCGUGUGCGGACCGGCAACUGCCGGGGCCACACUCGACGCACCCUCGGCGGAGUCGGAGGCCGACUGCGACAGCGAGCCCCUAUCCGCCCUGAGCAAUGCCAGUACACUCUACGAUGACAACAGAGGUGGCAGCAGGCGCAACAGCACCAGCAGCAGGAGCAGUAGCCUUGCAAGCAGCGACAGCGCUCUCAGUGGCAUCAACGUGGUCACAGGCAGCUUGCCCUCCAGCCUCCGUGGCGCUAACACCACCUUACGUGGCGGCAAUUGCGCACCAACCAGCCUCUCGCUAGGCCUGGAUGGCUGCGACCUUGGCAUCCACUGCAACGCAGAUGCGGCCGCGGCAGAGGCGCCGGCGGCGGCGCCUCAGCCCGUGCAGAGGUUCCCGGCUUUCCAACUGCCGCCAUUGGUGCCGCCGCAACUGCAGUCCGAGCUGGACGUCCUCAUUGACUUCCUAGGCCUGACGGCCGCAGUGUACGGCACCCGUCUGCCGCACCUGUCGUACGGCACGCCGCUGCCGUACCUGCUGGCGACGUACGGCACCCGCCCCCUCCUUUCCUACCGCUCCUCCCCCGCCGCACUGGUGCUUGAUGGAAGCUGCCUGCAGCUGCACACCCGCGGCUACGCCCACGCGUCAGCGCUUCUGGAGCCGGUGGCAGCGGCGGCGCAGGCUAGCGCUGGCGGAGUGAGGUCGGCCUUCGCGGGCAGCAGCAAGUUACUGUGGAAGCUGCGCGUCAGCCGCCACGGCAGUAGCAGCGGCGGCAGCGGUGGCUGCGGCAGUAGCUGCCGGGCAGACACCAGCCUGGGCGUGCUUGUGGUGCACGUGGCCGGCGAGCCUGAGGCUGUUGCCGGAGCUGGCGCUGGCAGCGGCGGCAGUAGCAGCGGCGGCGUCCCCGUCAUUUCGGCUGCUACAGCCGCCGCUUGGGCGGGUCCGCUGCCGCUGCUGGCGGCUGGGCUGUCGUCCACCGGAGGGGCGGGGGGUCUGGGAGGCGGUUUCAGCAGCCACCGCCGCGCCUGCUCUACGCUGCACGCGCCCGGCUUCUACGGCUGGCACAUGGCAGGUUUGGCCCGCAGUCACGAGCCCGGCGCCGGCGGCGGCGCCGGCGGCGCUGCCGCUUCCGGUGGCGGGGUUGAGGGAGGCGGCGGUAGGCUGACCAAGGUGCAACAGGCCGCUGCUGCGUGCUCACCCUCCGCCGCCGCCGGCACCAGCUCCGGUGCAAGCAGCGGUCCUGCCGAGGUCCGCGCGGCCAACCCUUUGGGCGGCAGCCACGGGCGAGGCGCCCUGGGACUGAGCAGUAGCAGUAGCAGCAGCAGCAGCAGUAGCGGCGGCGGCUGUAGCAGGGCAGCCCUCCCAGGCAUGUUCUUUGAGGAGGGGGACGUGCUGGUGUUUGCGCUGGACAUGGAGGCUCGGCGGCUGGAGAUGCAACACGGCCGCUUGGGCCAGACCUACAGCGUGGCCCUGCCUCCUCCUCCUGCUGCAGCAGCUGUCGGCAGGUCUGGCGCGGCGGCGGCAGCGGGGGUGGCUAGGAACGGGGACGGGUCUGUGGGCGGGGCGCGGGCGGGGCAGCCGGGGGUUCGCGAGCUGGUGUACGCGCACGUUUGUUUGUACGACCAGGGGGAGGGGGUGGAGGUGCUGGAGGUGGGGGUGGAAGACCUGCAGCGCAUGGGCUGCGUGUGAUAAGUUGCUGCAUGAUGGCCACAUGUAUGUUGAAGGUUACGGUGAUAGGUGUUGCGUGUUGGCGCGGGCUGUGUACGCUACCGCAUCCUCAUGUGCGGGCAUUGUUAUUCGUGGUCCCACGCGAUCACUGCGCGUGCACGUUGAAUAGAGACGGGCAGUGGUUUCACUCCCACAGCACACGUCAACAACAACACCGUCACUUGUCUGAGGUCGAAAUUAUAUCGGAAUAGCCUUAUCCAACGGACAACGCCGGUGAUUUGUACAGGCGUCAUCAUAACGGAACACAUCCGCGGUUGGAUGGCCUAUGCAUAAUGGAUGCUGGUGGGCGAUAUGGGUGGUGUGCCCUUGCGUAGAUAACUGAUCAGGCAACUGGUGACGCGCGUUAGCACGUGUAUGAUCAUGUGUAUGUGUUACGUGGGGUGAGCAUGGAAGAUGCGGGACGUAUGGUUCACGUGCGAAGCCCUGGUGAAGCCAAAUGAGUAGAGCCCUGCCGGUAUUGCGGCCGGCUGGGGACUUGGAAUCCGAACAAGUGCAGGCACAUGAUAGUGCACUCCUAGCUGGUAGCUGUUGUGCUCAUGGCGGCGGGACCAGGCAUACGGCGGGUAAGAAGGCGGAUAAGCAGAAACCGAGAGGGCGAUGUGGGGUGUUAGUUUGCUGCUGGAUGAAUGUCCUGAAGUGGGUUGGGAAAGCCCAUAGGCGGAAGGGUUUUGACACGGUGAGGCGUGCGUGGCGUGGUGGUGGUGAUGCGUGUGAAUUGGUCGCAGGAAGCAUUUGGGCAGGCAUAUUGUGAACCGCCGCAAGCAUAUCGAGCUCGAUGAGAUGCACUGCUGGUCUGCUGCCGAAUGCGUUACGGAAUUCUGUUGUACUGUACACCGAACGGAAUCGUGCCUUGUGGGUGUGUGCAGCUGACCAUCCCACGUCUAUUGGACAUAGGCAGGGAUUUCCCUGGACGUAGGUCGAAACAUCGCUUAAUGCGUUCUGCCAAUGCGCGAUGCUAUGUCAAGGCAACAACACUACCGCCGUUGCAAACAUGCUUUCCUAGUUUCUGGGGAUGGAAAAGCGGUCGGGAUUCUUUUGCAUGAGGUGGAAGAAGAGGGACCACGUGCCACGUCAGCUUGUGUUGGUGCGGGUGCAAGCUCUUGCUGUGCGGCUUGGUCUUGUACUUGUAAUUGGAACCCACU